CGCCCUAUGAGCUCAACGCAUGCGCCGAUGCAUCUGUGUUGCCGGACCCAUCACUACUGCAGCUGAGGUUGGGAUCUUCAGCGGAUUUCUGGACAGCUUUGCCUCCACGGGGGGCGCUCGUUUCGUUCUCCCCCCGGCCGGCGCGGUGGACUACAACUCGGCGAGCGGACUGGUGAUGAUGGGGGGCUCGGCGGGGCAGCACCUGAUGUCAUCCGAACGCCUGUCCCGGAGCUUGGCGGACCUCAGCCACCUGAAGGGGAUCCUGCGGCGGCGGCAGCUCUACUGCAGGACCGGCUUCCACCUGGAGAUCCACCCCGAUGGCACCGUGCAGGGAACCAGGAAGGACCACAGCAGAUUCGGUAUUUUGGAGUUCAUCAGUCUGGCGGUGGGACUGGUCAGCAUCAGAGGUGUGGACAGUGGCCUUUACCUCGCCAUGAACAGCAAGGGGGAACUGUAUGGCUCGGAGAAGCUGUCGGCAGAAAGCGUUUUCCGAGAGCAAUUUGAAGAGAACUGGUACAACACGUACUCAUCCAACAUUUACAGGCACGGAGAAAAAGGAGCGUUUUACUUUGUCGCACUUAAUAAAGACGGCACACGGCGGGACGGCACCAGAUCGCGGCGGCAUCAGAGAUUCACGCACUUCCUGCCGAGGCCUGUAGAUCCAGACCGAGUACCAGAACUAUACAGGGAUAUACUGGGCCAGAGCUGAAGCUUAACCGACUGAACUAAAACGAGCGAUUCACACGCAUCAAAAACUGCCCCUUUUUUUAGCGGGCAAUGGAUGAUCCAAAAGUGAUCACAAGAAAUGCACCAGAUCCAAAUCCCAAAUUGCUGGUAGGAUAAACGACCCUCGUUGAACCAGUUUUACAAGGGAGUUUGACGGAAAAGCACCAGGGAUCUUCUGCGGAUGAUGCAACAGAAACAGACCCCCCCCCCCCAUUAUCCCUUUAUUGGCAUAUGCAGUGGCGCCAGCAGCCAAGGCGGAUUUCCCUUGAGUCUCCAACUACCUGCUUGUCCAAAUCUGCAUGUUUAAGUGAACAAAGACAAAAUGAUUAACAAGCAGCUGCUUUGCCUUUUCUGUUUUUCGUUGUAGGCUCUUUUCGGUGAUGCUAAACGCUAAAAGGCUGCUAAGUCAAACCAGUUCUGAAAAAUGCAUCAUGUGCUAUACAGUAUUGCUGGUUUACAGGAGAAAAAAAGGUAGUUUUAUGCACUGAAAAGCAGCCAUGUUUGCUCUGUACGGCGCUGAAUGCUGAUGCUAAUUUUUUUUUAUUAAGGAAUAAGAGAAAAAGAGGACUUUUUCUGUGGUGGGUGUGUUCCGUCUACUGAACUCUCAUCUGUAGGACCCAGUGAAGGAAGGGUGUUGUUUUUUCACUGGUGGCAGUUAAAUGAUGAGCACAGGAUUGACAAGGACUGCACAGACCUGUUGACAGAUUUUAAUCUUAUUUAUGAUGCUCUCAUUCAUGGGACGCACAGUAUAUUUAUUUCAUAUAUUUAUUUAUUUUGAGAAUAUAU
Messenger RNA from Entelurus aequoreus (snake pipefish), 1512 nucleotides. Its product is annotated as fibroblast growth factor 20-like. The coding region runs from base 20 to 709 and encodes 229 amino acids. The record is from RefSeq and is a predicted model, not a curated record. Gene Ontology annotation, molecular function: growth factor activity; fibroblast growth factor receptor binding. The transcript is spliced from 4 exons. Gene Ontology annotation, biological process: positive regulation of gene expression; fibroblast growth factor receptor signaling pathway; regulation of cell migration. NCBI's taxonomy places the organism in Eukaryota, Metazoa, Chordata, Actinopteri, Syngnathiformes, Syngnathidae. Gene Ontology annotation, cellular component: cytoplasm.